Messenger RNA from Dracunculus medinensis (Guinea worm), 291 nucleotides. Lineage: Eukaryota; Metazoa; Nematoda; Chromadorea; Rhabditida; Dracunculidae. The record is from the annotation of a GenBank genome assembly.
AUGCCACGAUUAUGUCCAUUAUGCGGACCAAAAUUAUCUGCUUUUUGUAUGAUUAUGUCGGUAUGGGGCGUGAUAUUUCUCGGUCUUCUUGGCGUAUUUUUUUAUGUUCAAGCUGUUACAUUAUUUCCUGACCUUAAAUUCGAUGAAGAACACGAGGUUUUGUCUAUUCCGGAAAUUGAAGAUAAAUAUUCGGAGAAAGCGACACAAUGCUGGGUGGCUGCGGGAAUGUAUUUAGUUACAUUAAUUGUUGUAUUUUGGCAAAAUAAAUUUAAUUCAAGUGUGGUCUUUUAA